CCCUGUGAUUACAGGGGCUUUACCGAGCGAUAACAGCGGCAUGCUUCAGGGGCCGAGGGCCUAACAACGUGCCAGGCAAUAAGGGCAGCCUGCAUCAAGCUUUCACGUUCCUGAGCUUGCAUUUCUCCUUUGACAACAACCACGCACCGCUGCCAAUUGCAAACCACGCUACCGAUUUGCUGGGCUGUAAUUUUCUUUUCUUUUUCUUCGCCUUCCAAUUAAUCAUCUUUUAAUCGCUUUUCUUCUCUUCACCUUCUCUUGUCACCUCUCCCGCCCACAGCCAAAUUGUCCCUUUGCAGUCGUUCACGCCACCGAAACACAAGCUCAAGUCACAAUGGCCUUCCGCAUGCCCGCCGCUCGCCUUGCGCGCAGCCUUCCUAAAGCUCCCAGCUGCUCGUCCUCGACUCCCCUACGCAUGUCUCGCGUCUUCCGCCAACGCCGUCAAUACUCGUCCGAGCCCCCUCGCCCCAAGCAGGAUAAGAUCAAGUUCUGGCCUUUCGCUGUCAUCAUUGGUCUCGGAACUGCUGGCUACAUCUCCCUUGUCAACAGACGUAAAGACAUGCCUACCAACCCCACCGAAGCUGCUAGCCAGGUCGCCGCUGCGACCAAGGCCUCCCCGACCUUCUCUCCCGACGAUGUUACAGUGGUGUUUGUCCUCGGUGGCCCCGGCGCCGGCAAGGGCACGCAGUGCGAGCGCCUUGUUGCCGAGCACGGCUUCACCCACUUGUCUGCGGGCGACUUGCUCCGCGCUGAGCAGACCCGUCCCGGCUCGCAGUUUGGCGACCUGAUCCGCGACUACAUUAAGAAUGGCCUCAUUGUGCCCAUGGAAGUGACGAUUCAGUUGCUCGAGAACGCCAUGAAGGAGACGCUCGACGCCAAGAAGACCACCAAGGGCCGCUUCCUGAUUGACGGCUUCCCCCGUAAGAUGGACCAGGCUCACAAGUUUGAGGACUCCGUGUGCCCCGCCAAGCUUGUUCUCUUCUACGACUGCCCCGAGAAGGUCAUGGAGAAGCGCCUGAUGGAGCGUGGCAAGACCAGCGGCCGUGCCGACGACAAUGCCGAGAGCAUCCGCAAGCGCUUCCGUGUCUUCAUCGAGACCAGCAUGCCUGUCGUAGACUACUACGAGCAGGUUGGCAAGGCCGUCAAGGUCGAUGCUACCCCUACACCCGACAAGGUCUUUGAGAAGACCGAUAAGCUUCUCAAGGAGCGCCUUGGCAGCUCUCCUUAAAUGUUGUACCGUUUUUAUAGACGGGGGAGCAGCGCGCUGAAAUGAUGGGCGGUGAUGGUACUUUUGCAGGACAAUCGAUACGUCGUCUCCUACUGUUCUCUCUCUUUUUUUCUUACUGCCUCUCUUGUACGAUUUUGGCACAAGACGCAAACUUUGAAUGAAGCUCCGCUUCUGCUUCAAAUAGACAACCGCCGAGACAACGGCACCUUUCCUUUAUAGACGCAGGCGUGGUUCAACUUCUGAACCAGCAUUCGCACUAGAACUCUGUAUAAUACAAGCAUGAAUUCCACAUCCCCUGGUUUGUCUUGUUCCCAAUCACUGUGUAGAUAAUCACUGUAUGUAUAAACUUUUUGAAUUUUUUGCAAAUACGCUAGACCUGUCUGUCCUUCCAUGCUAUAUGUGUUUCCCUCUUUCUUUUCGCGAUGUACUUUUCAGCGACCAACAUCCACAGAAACACCUCAAAACGGAGUAAACCAACAAAGAGAGACGGCAACAAGAGGAAUAAAAGCCGACAAUGGGCUGGGAGAAGGUGAAAAAGAGAAACGCGGAAAGCAAUGCUGAAUAAACAAUGAGACAAACUCCCAGCGCUUCUCGUCUUCUAUUUCGCCCCCUUGCUGCCGAGAAUGCCCUCUAUUCCAUUUUUUCCCAUGUCCAAAGAUGCAAAGUGUCCCGAGCUUCCCAGGCAAACACCCUUUGUUGCCAUGAAAAGUCUGUCGAGAUGGGGUUGCUUUGGCGUAGAUCCCACGCUUUUUCUCACAUUGAGAGCAAGAUUGUCUACAGUGGUUCGUCUAGAACAAUAAUGUAGACUCAUUAAAAAAAACCCCAUUUCGUCCGUAAAUCUUUCUUUUCCUUUAAUCUUUCCCUAAAAAUCGAUACCUGAACAAAAGUUUGGUUGGUGUACUUGUGAGUCAUUUAGUCGUCAUUGUCAGUGCGCUCGCGCUGCUGGCGCUGCUCGUUUCGUCGGCCGCCGUGGCCACCGUUGUUAGCGUUGGCUACCUUGCGCUCGAGUUCCUGAGUCUCACGCUCGCGCUGAGUCUUGGCGUUGACCUGCUCCUGGUGCAGGACAGUGAGGACGUUCUGGAGGGUGUUGCGCCAGUGGUCGACGCGGGUGGCAAGCUCGCGGUACUGCUUCUGGCCGAAGACACGGUAGGUGACCUUGUGGACGAGGAACAUGCCGCGCUUUUGAGAGAGCUUACCCUCGACAAGGCCGGCACGGAUAACAUCGAUGGCCCAUGUCUCGACAUCCUCUGCCGAAAUCUGAAGAGCCUUGCAGAUCUUGGCGUACUCGAUCUCGCGGCUGGGAGUGGCAGCAGCAAGGCUGGCAAAGGUCAACAGACGCAUCUUGCGGUGCAGCUUCUCCUGGUCGAGGUUCUCCUUCUCAACCCAGCCCUUGUGCUCGUCGUUGAAGUCGUUGUAGUCCUCGAGGUCCUGCUCGGCAAAGAUAUCGAGAAGCUGAGAGUAAACGGCGUGAGUCUCGCUCAGAGCCUGAACGCAAGGAAUGGCACGAAGGUCCUGGAAGAGGUAGUAUGUGUUGGAAAGAAGAGCCAUCUUGACGGCGCGGAGAGAAAGGCGCUGAGCAUCGUCAGAGGUGAGGUCCUCCUUGUCGUCAGCAUCAAAGGUGCGGAGAGCUCUGAGCAAGAACUCGUAGCAUUCCCUGUAAUUGAACUGUUAGCUCAUCUGCACAUUUGGCAAUGCUAUAUCAUAUAUAUGACUAUUACUUACUGCUCCUCUCCAGACUCAAGGGCGCAAUCAGCGACCUGCUCAUAUAUGGUGCGCUCAACCUCCUCAUCGGUGCCCCAGGCGUCGAGCCAGCCGGGGAGCUUGUCAAGGUAUGUACGCAGGUUGUCAAACAUGCUGUGAGCCUUAAGAAACUUGAGAAUCUCCAUAAAGACGCGCGCACGGAUCGGGUCGCUAGGCUUGAGCAGGUUGAAGACGGUGGUGAGGGCGUUUAACGACAGACCAACACCGAGGACGGGGGAGCCGUUGAUGGGCUUGGCGAGGUUUCCGCAGAGAGCAGGGAGGUACUUCUUGGGGUCGGUGGACUGGAGAACGAGGUAGAUCAUGAGGUUGGAGGCGGCGGUGAAUUCCUUUUCGGGGACGGUGCUAAAGGCGCCAGACGAGGCAAUGAGCUUGGCGAGAACCUCCUCCUUGUUGGCAUUGUCCUUGCUCAGGAGCUGCUUGGCAUCCUCAGACUUGAGAUAUUCGGCCAUUUCGGUCGCGAGCUCCUGGAAAGAGCCGUCGACGAAGAGCAGCUGCGGCUGCGCAUCGUUGGUUGCGGCGGGCAUGGUUGCCUCGAAGCGGGGAGAUGUGAUGUGGGUGGUGGUGGAAGAAGGAAGCCGGAGGAGAGACGUCGAGAGUCUGUUGUCGAUGUCGCCGUCAAAAAGAAGACAAUGUCCUUUUUAUUGUUCUCUGGCAAAAGUCUUCAGGAGGAUGGAUGGGCGGUGGGGUGCGUUUGGGCGUGGACAAAACGGGUCGAGGGCGACUUGGGCGAGGGGCGU
[Torrubiella] hemipterigena is the source of this 3726-nucleotide messenger RNA. The record is from the annotation of a GenBank genome assembly. Lineage: Eukaryota; Fungi; Ascomycota; Sordariomycetes; Hypocreales; Clavicipitaceae.